CAUACGUUGUUAUACUUAUACUUAUGUACACACAAGCAGUGUUUAUGACUUCAUGUUAUGUACAUACUAAUUCAAAGAGACGUGGUGCGCUAUAACGGAACUUUAAUUUGGAGUUCACUCAACUGUUUACAGAGAGUUGACGAAUGUAAUAACUUGGUUGGUAUGUACCUAUUAUACAUACAAACUAACAACAAAAAGAUUGUACAUUUUUUGUUGUACAUACAAUUCCAGUGAGUUUACAACAGCAUUAACAAAAAUUACCGAAAGCAAAAUCAGUUUAGACAAAUGUUUUUGAAUACAAAUUAUACACAUACACAAUUACACAUACAUUUGACGCUGCAAAUUUCGUUAUAAUUACCACCAGCUCUAAUCAUAAAAAACAAUAAUAAUAUUCACAAUAUUUUGUAUCUUAGCAAAAGCAAUUAAUAUCUCUAUGCACAUACAUAGGAAUUUGCAUUCGCACAAACACGAAAAUACAACAAAAAAACAAAGCACGCAGCACUAUUCGAGAGAAGAAGUACAUAAGCAACUGCAACUUUUUCUUAACGCGGCUCAAGCGAGUUUUCUGUUUACCGCUUCUAUCACCUGGCUGCAGUUACGGUUAACGCGAUCACUUGUUUUACAAAGUUGUUGACGCAUUGAGUGGCAAACAAAAACUGCUGGAAGUUUAGCUCAUUGAUAGCGAUUUGACCAACAUCUAUUGUUGUCUAUUGUGAGUACGCUUAGUUAACUUGGCUUGCAGAAUUGGAGCCGAGCUUGCCAUGUUUCUUUUAGCAAUACGCGCAUCAAAAUUGCGUACAACUAUAUAUUUAUCACUGUUACUAAAUGCAACACUGUGAACCCAGUGGGGUCAUGUCAAAAACUGAAGUGAAAAACUGCAAAGAAAUACACAGAUAAAUAAAUACAUAAAUAAGUAUUUUCACUGAUGCUGCUGUUUUGUACUAUCGGGGAGGAGUAUCAACCAGCGCCAAUAAUAACCACUAACAGCAACAAUAUCAGUUUUAGAAGCAAAUUAAUAAUAUCAAUAGUGACUUUUCUCAACCUCUGCUCUGUCACCCACAAGUUAUGGAAAUCGAAUCGUGUGUAAAAUAAAAAGCAAACGAAACUGGUGAGAAGACGUUGAGACAGAUUGUCUGCUAUACGCGACCCUUGUCGCCUAUUGGCAACGGCUUACCACGGCUGGAUGUCUUCAAGACUUGACUGUUUUGUUACCAGGGUUUCAGAAGAAUACCUAAUGAGUCAGCCCAGCUAAGUGAUCUUGCUAGAUUAGUAAAUAGUUUAUCAACGCAUAUGUACUUUAAAAAAACAACCAUCAAAAAUUAGAAACUGCCUUGUCGCCCAUCUUUACUGCCACUGAUACACAAAUCGAAUAUUUAACUAUUAUAAAACUGUUAAAUGAUUUGUUUGCAUACACUAGCGCUUUUAAUAACAACGACGUUCGUUUCGGUAGGCCGUCGCAAUUUGUCGGGCAGUCAACAAGCAAGCAAUUAGUAAAUUAUUUACCAUAUAUUUUACAAUUAACUAUCAUAAUACUGCGAUGGGUAAUUGCCUGCAAUGCUUCCAGACAUCGUCCGAUAAUUCGGGUUCACCGAGCUUGGCCACAGCGCCCACCUGCCAGAAACCGCAUAUAGAAGAAACGGAUGAAUUGCUGUCGCCCAGAAGUCCACUCAAGAACGCAAACAAUUGUGAUACUAAGCGAAGUAGUUUUAAGAAAUCUUUGGUUCUACUUAAUGGAAAUGCCACCACCAUGAGUGAAAUAAUAACAACAGCCGUAAAGGAAACGCUUGAAGUGUCGGAUAAUACGCUUAACCAGCUUUUCGAAGAAUAUAAAGAUCCCGAAGAGGAUAUGAUACUCACUGAGGGUAUUGAACGUCUUUGUCACGACCUAAAAUACCAGCCUGAUGAAUUCGCAAUACUGGUGUUGGCCUGGUGUUUGGAUGCCUCACAAAUGUGUCGAUUUACAAAGUCGGAAUUCAUUGAAGGUUUACACAAAAUGUGCGCAGAUACUAUCGAAGCAGUACGAAUAAGACUGGAGCAAACGAUCGAAAUGCUCAAAGUGGAUACAGAAAUGUUCAAACAACUCUAUCGUUUCACAUUUCGUUUUGGUCUAGAGCCUGAUCAGCGCAUUCUCUCGUUGGAUAUGGCCAUCAGUCUAUGGAAAUUGGUAUUCACGGUGCAUACGCCAGAACUGCUUGGUAACUGGAUACAUUUCCUCGAGCAGCAUCCCAGCAUACGUGGUAUUCCAAAAGACACAUGGAAUAUGUUCUUAAAUUUCUCCGAACAAUGUGAUAUCAACAAUUAUGACGAUACAGAAGCAUGGCCGAGCUUAUUUGAUGAUUUUGUCGAUUACGAACGUUCAAGGCUGACAACGCUCACUGAAAUUAUCGAAAGUGAAGGUGCAGCUGAUGGCAGUUAUUGUGCGACUAAGGGAGUUGUCGGUGAAUCUGCAGAGGACACACAGAUAGAGGCAUGUGUCGCAGCUGGUUACGUUGACGAUGACAACAACAAUGAUGAUUUUAGUCGUCAGGCUCACCAAUCACAAUUAGGGAAGGCGGAAACGGAAACAACGGGUGUUCGCAGCGCUAAUGAUGAUAUCUUAUAGUAUUAAACACUUGUUCGAAGAACGAUAUGUCGCGAGGUUUUUUAAAAGUUUUAGUUUUAUUGUUAUUAUUUUAUUUUAUUAACUAAACAAAAUUCUACAAAAACUCAAAAGGCUAGAAAAAAGGAAAUAAUUAGCCGCAAAGCAUUUCGAAGACGAUAUUUGCAUUUGCGUUUGUGUUGCGAAACGCACUGCUCAUUCGAAGAUCUCCUUUUUACAAUUAAUAUUAUUAGUAUAAUAUAAUAAAUAAAUUACUUAUUUGCUUUGUGCUAAUUAAAUGUAAUGUUCAUUCACAUUAGACUUGAAUCGGAACGAAUAACGCUUUUCCAGUGAGCAACAUGGUGCGUUAGUUUAAGAAUUUUAAUUUUAAAUCGUUUUGUUGCCUAAUCAAGUACAUAAAUAUGUGUAUAUUAAUUUUACUUGAUUUUCAAACGCCUCUUGAUUAAGUGUGGCACAUUCCCAAUUGAUGCGAAUAUUAAAUUUAUUAUUCAGCUUAGGGUUAAGUGGGAGAUACAUAUGUAUAUGUAUAUGCAUGUAUGUAUAUACAAAGGUAAUUUGUAACGUAGCAGUAGUAAUAAAGAUUACGUGCCUCACGAACGAUAUUACCUGGUGUCCUUCCGUUCAACCUUUAUUGAAUUGCAUAACCGUAUGUGUAUUAGCAUAAUGUUGCCAAAAUAAUAAUUAUUUAUACCUAAAAUUAUACAUACAUACAUUAUUUGAAAUGCACGCUGUAUAUUUGUUUGAUGAAACUGUAACAUUAAAUUAUUAGUUGCACGCAUACAUUUGUUUCCCCAUUAACAUGAUUCUAUGCACCACAUAUACAUACAUACAUAAAUACCUAGUUCGAUAAUUAUGAUAAGACAAUACAUUGAUAUAUCGCAUCCUUAUUUAUGAAUAAAAAUGCGUAAAUAAUAUUUUUAUGGUCAAUUUACUGUCGCUUUCUGAUCAUACAGUUUUAGGCUGAAUAAAUCCAAUUGAGUUUCAGAAUUAUAGUUUUUUUUAUAAAAAAAAAAUACCGCAUUCAUUGAAGCCUUUCGUUUAACGAAAUACAUAUGUAUGUAUUUGCUGGAGUUAAUAUUUUUAUAAUAUAGUUGUGGUUUUUUUUCUUUAAUUUAAUUUAUUUUUUUUAAUAUUUUUAUUUUUAAUUCAAAAUUGAGAAGACGCUUCGAUAACUACUGUUAAAGAAAAAUCGUCACAGUUGUACAUAUGUAUGUAUGAAAAUAUGUACAUAUAUUUAUUUCUACGUAAAAAGAAAUCAUUGUAAAAUAUUUAAGUAAUAGUUAAAACUUAAAUAACGGCGGAAAAUUGUGAUGUAUUUGCAAAUACCUACAUAUGUAUAUAUUAUUAUAUUUACAUACGUACAUACAUAUGCCUUAAGGUGUCCGUUAUUUCCCAUGUUGAUUGGUUUUGUGCAUACGCCCCCUAAAAGUUCAAGCUUAGCUUUAAAAAUAAGGAUCCAACGUAAACAGGCUCUUCAUUUUUAACUUAAACCGUGCCUAAUCAAUAUUUUCCCAUGUACAUAUGUACAUAUAUAACAUGAAAUGUGUUGAUAUUUUGCAUAAAUCAGGUAAAUCUACAACUUUCAAAAAGUAAUAUUCCAAUACAAAAUUUGUCGCUCAUGAAAUGAUAUAGCAUUCGCACAAGUGAUUUAUACAUUAUGUGUUGCUCAUACGACAUGGCGUACCACAUGAAUACAGUACCUUUGAUGCAUAACUUUUAAAGGAAUGUUUUUAUGCAAAAAAAAAACGGUUGUUUAGGUUGGAUUCUUUUUUAAGACAAAAACUGAAAUUUGAAAUGUCGCACACUCUAAUAUAUGUAUGUACACAUAAGUAUUUACGCGCUGACUUUGACUCAAACAUAUAUUAUUUAUAUUACUGCAAUAAAAUGUUAAAAUAAAAUAUAACCUUUUACAUCUUCAAAUAUUUCCGUUGUUCUCUCUUUAACGCAAAAUAAUUCAACUAAGCUCGAUGUAUAGAUUUUAUAAAAUUUGUAAAAAUGAAGUAUUUGUUCAAAAAGUAAACUCGAUAUAGCUUGAUGUUCUUUGUUGUACAUACAUAUGUAUAUCCAUAUAUUAGUUUUUAUAAAUAAUUAUAUAUAUUUUGUACAUAAGCUUAACCAUUGAAGAAUACUUAGUGCUCAUAAAAUAGAUACAUACAUAUGUAUGUAUAUGUACAAGUAAUACAACAAUAUGUCAGCUAUCAACGAUUUUGUUCACAUAUUUAGCUUAUUUUAAUACCACAUGCUUAUUUAUGUACAUACCUAUAUGUGGUAAAUGUGUUUGUAUGUGUGUAGAUAUGACCACACUUUUUGCUUUACAUCAAACAAUUAUGAACUAAUGACUUAAAUAUUUAAAAAUAAAUCCAAAUUGUAGGUAAAUGUUAACAUAUUUUGAGAAGCAUUUCAUGUGAAUAACUAUUAAUUAUAUUAUUUUCUAAUAUUUUAGAAAUGUUUAACUAAAAAAUGAAAAUUAUCAAAAAUUAAUUACGAUUGUGUAUGUAGUCCAUUUGAAUUUAUUAAUUUAGAUAAAUUACAGUAUAUGUAGAUACUUCCAAAAGUAAAAACAACAAAUGCAACUCGAAAUAAUUUAUAUACCAAUAAGAAAAUGUGAACGAAAUGAUGCAACAUAACAAUAAAGUAUAUAUCAUACUUAUACAUACAUGAUCGCAGAUGUAUGGACGAUAUAAA
Bactrocera oleae (olive fruit fly) is the source of this 5284-nucleotide messenger RNA. The record is from RefSeq and is a predicted model, not a curated record. NCBI's taxonomy places the organism in Eukaryota, Metazoa, Arthropoda, Insecta, Diptera, Tephritidae.